AAAAGCCUCUCUUUCCCUCUCAGAGAGAAGAUGGCGAUGAGAGCGAAUGAUCCUCUGGUGUUGGGGAGAGUGGUAGGGGACGUGGUGGAUGCUUUCAUCCCAAGUGUGAUAAUGGCUGUGACCUACAACCCCAACAAUCAAGUCACCAAUGGCCGUGAGUUCUUGCCUUCUGUCAUCGCUUCUAGGCCUCGAGCAGAGAUUGGUGGCGAUGACAUGAGGGCUGCUUAUACCAUUAUCAUGACAGACCCAGAUGCUCCAAGCCCGAGUGAACCCUAUCUAAGGGAACACCUUCACUGGAUUGUCACAGACAUUCCAGGCACCACUGAUGCUUCCUUUGGAAGAGAAAUCGUGGGGUACGAGGCUCCGAAGCCGGUGAUCGGAAUCCACCGAUACGUGUUCGUGUUGUUCAGGCAGAGGGCCAGACAGACCGUGAGAGCACCAGCUUCCAGGGACUGCUUCAUAACCAGGGACUUUGCUGCUGAGAAUGGCCUGGGCCUGCCUGUUGCCGUUGUUUACUUCAAUGCCCAGAGGGAGACUGCCGCAAGAAGAAGAUGAAUUAAUGAAUCAUCUUAAUUAUUACUAUUAUUAUUUCCUCCAUUAAUUGUGUUUCCCAAAUAAGAAGUGCUGUUUUUCUAUUGACUAUAUCAUUAAUUAAUUGUUGUGGGUCAGUGUAUUUCCCGUACUGGGAUUCUGGGAUUUGGGAUUCGUGGGUCCGGUCCGGGGUUGAUAAGGUUUCCUCUUUGGCUUGCCGUCAUGUAAUGUGAAUCUUUGCUUUGUUGGGGGCGAUCUGUGUGAUGUGGUCCCUCCUGAAUCCAUCUGUGUCAACUUCUGUCCGCCAAUAGUUGAUGAACAGAGUGGAUUUGCUUUUAGUCAUUGUAAUUUCUUUUAAAAAAUAAAAAAGAACAUUCUCUGCUUUUAUACCAAGUUGCAACUUCUCUCUGCCAAUAAUUGAUGGACAGAUUGGAUUUGCUUUUUAGUCAUUGCAAUUUCUGUCAAGAAAAUAAAAAGAACGUUAUCUGCAUUUGUGCCAAGUUGCUGUAAUUUAUUUACU
Messenger RNA from Diospyros lotus (date-plum), 1051 nucleotides. RefSeq names its product CEN-like protein 1. The record is from RefSeq and is a predicted model, not a curated record. The transcript has 4 exons. The coding region runs from base 31 to 555 and encodes 174 amino acids. Lineage: Eukaryota; Viridiplantae; Streptophyta; Magnoliopsida; Ericales; Ebenaceae.